GCCACGAGUCGAUGCUGCCGCAGCCUUCGUUCAUGUCCUCCCUGCACGCCCCCCCGGUCUGGGAGGUCAAUCUUCGCCUUUCCGAGUCGUCCAGUGAAGACGCUGCGACGCUUUCGAGUGAGAGCUUUCAAAUGGACGACGGAGACGCUCGACAGGCCGCUACAACCAGUCACAAACGCAGCAAACGGGGGACUCCCAGCUCAGACAAGAAACGCAAAACCACGUACGAUAUCCGACGAGAGCAGAAGGUGGAGCUGACGGCGCAAGUGGAGACGCUACAGAAACAACUCGACGACCUCAAAUUUCGCGUGCUAGUGGAGCACGGAGAAGCCGCCAAGUCCAAUAAACGCGCGGCAGCGGGGAAUGCGGUACUGUACGAAUUCAUCCAGCAGCAGCAUCUGGAGCUCGCGAAAAUGCAGGCAAUGCUCGCGGGUCAUUUGCAACUAAAUGUUGACUUGUUGCAUCCAGCGCAGAGUAUUAUUCGGCUGGGAACGGACCCGAUCGAACGUCAUAACGUGCUGGUAGCACUCAAGGACAAGAAGCUGCAAGAGGCCAAGCAAUUCAUCACGACUCGAAGCCAAGGUCUGGACCCCAGGUCGUCGUACUGUCAAGAGGAACGGAACAACGGGGACAGCUUUUGCCAGGUGAUUUUCGAGAUCAGACCCAUAAUUGGAGCUGGUGCUAGAGAGGUCUUCGACGCUUUCGUUGACGUCUCGCAGAACGCUGAAAUCAUCAUCUCCGAGAUGUUCGGCAGCAUCACGAUCCGAGAAAACAACGAAGCGGACACGCGAGAUAUCUCGCAGAUGCGUUUGGUGACGUCAACCUCGCAGGGAACCUUAGUGGAGGCCAAUACAGUCAUGUUCGCGGAGUUUGUAGAGGCCAACGACGAAAGCUGUGGGGUCAUUGUGUCGGACUUUGUCGAUUCGGAUGAACUGUAUCCGUACAAGCCGGAGCAGCGAGUUCGACGAGACACGACUACUGUGUUCGUGAUUCGCUCGUUCAAAGCGAAAGCGAAAGAUUUAGAUGACGAGGAAGUCUUGGUUGUGGCUAGUCGAUGGACUUGCUCCAAGAUCCGACGUAGCGAGAUGGAUCUUUCCGCUGACAUUCUGCGAGAAAUGGAAGAGAGCACGGUGUCCUUUGGCGACACAAUGAAGAAGUGUAUCCAGCAGCGAUUGGCUCGCAUUAUCUUUCUGCGUCACACCUAA
This is a messenger RNA of Phytophthora infestans T30-4, 1205 nucleotides long. RefSeq lists its product as uncharacterized. The record is from RefSeq and is a predicted model, not a curated record. The transcript has 3 exons. The coding region runs from base 12 to 1205 and encodes 397 amino acids. Lineage: Eukaryota; Oomycota; Peronosporomycetes; Peronosporales; Peronosporaceae.